AAGUAGGCGUUUACGUGAAGUACCUGAAGGCAACAGUGCUCUUAGUUAUUUUGCAUUCCAAAAUGACGGACCGUACAACGUCUCCUGAUGAUCACUGGAAAACAGACGGUGCUUUCAGCGACAGUGGCUUUGACCCAAGUUUCUUUGCUGAAAAUACCCGGAAGGGUACCGUCGUGUCCAGGGCCAAUAGCAUUGGCUCAACAAGUGCUUCUUCAGUGCCAAAUACAGACGAUGAAGACAGUGACUACAGGCACGAGACAUCAUAUAAGGACUAUAAGAAGGAUCGACGGCGACAGGCCCACACACAAGCCGAGCAAAAGCGCAGGGAUGCCAUCAAGAAAGGAUAUGAUGACCUCCAGUCAAUUGUCCCGACCUGCCAGCAGCAGUCUGAAUUCGCAGUGGGAGCACAGAAGAUCAGCAAGGCCACUAUACUGCAGAAAACGAUUGACUACAUCCAUUUUCUUCAUAAAGAGAAGAAGAAGCAGGAGGAGGAUGUUUCCGUCCUGAGGAAAGAAGUGAUGGCACUUAAGAUCAUGAAAACAAACUAUGAGCACAUAGUGAAGGCCCACCAGAACAACCCCCAGCAGGGAGAGGACCAGGUGUCCGACCAGGUCAAGUUCAACAUCUUUCAGAGCAUCAUGGACUCCCUGUUCCAGUCUUUCAAUAACUCUGUUUCAAUGAGCAGCUUUCAGGAACUGUCUGCCUGUGUUUUCAGCUGGAUUGAGGAGCACUGUAAGCCACAGACACUGCGAGAGUUUGUCGUUGGAGUGCUCCGGCAGCUCAACGGUCAGCUUUAUUGAUUGAGGGAAACUUCAGGUUAACUCCCAGAAAUUGACUUUGGGUUUACUCUGGCCUCUCAGUGUGGAGUAAAAAAAAAAAAUCAGUCAGCCUCAGGCCAUGCCACAGUAUUUACACUCACUUCGACUCAUCAGUGACUCCUUGGCUGUAAUUGGAUUACCUCAUCACAUGUUAGUUGAGAGAUGAAAGGUAGCAUUGCAUUAAGCAUUUAGGAUCAUUUGAUGAUCUCUUUUUGAUUGUACGUGUACAUAUGCAGCUGUACAUAAAUAGCUAAUUGUUUCAGCUUCAUGUGACUGUUAUUCUUCAGGGAAAACACAAGAGUAAAGUCGUCAGUUAAUUUGACAAUUUAAUGCAACAGGCAGGCUGAAUUCUGUCGUGUGCAUCUAGUUGUUGCCCUUUUGGGGUAAAUCAGUAUCGUAAUCUCACUGAUAGUGUUGCUUCUGCUGCCUGUCUGUUUAACUAAUGGACGUAAAGAGAGAGGUGACAGAAAACUCAUGAGUCUACAGCCUCUCUUCUGUCACAUUCAGCAAAAAUUUGCAGCCUAAUAUUGAACUAAAGGGCUCCUCUCAACCUCAGUGCACAAAUGUUCAGUCACUCCUAAACUGCAGCAGAUAAUAGAAGAUAUUCCACCACACAAUAAGAAGCAUCAGCUACACAAUGCUUCAUAACUGCCUUCAUCGUGGCUGAGUGUGAGGUUUAUAUAAAUGUAGUAGUGACAAGUAGGCAAAGACGCUGAAAUCUGAAGCGUGAUAUGCAGCAGUAAGAUCUCAUGAUUUUGUGCGAGUGUCGCACAAACAUGGCAGUUAACAUCCAGUCAUGCUCUUCGAUGUAGGAAAUGCUGAACAGGCCCAGUUGGUUUUAGAUUUUGAAUCAAGAUGGCAAGAGGAAAUGACCUAAGGCCCAAUCCCAAAGUCUGGGUGGAUAUUGGGAUUGAGCUGACAUGACUUUGAAGUAGGGCUCAUUGUUGUGGCAGGGAUGGCAGGAGCUUCAGUCAUAAUGAACGCUCACACUGGUUUAAACGGAACAGCAACCAAAGUGACAUCUGCGUUUAGAUCUACAGGGAGUCUAGACGAGCACAUUUGAUGACCAGUGCAGUAGGAAAGGGUGACUGAAAAGAUGAACCCAGGUUGUGAUCAGAUUGUCAGCAAGAAGAAAAUUUCAUAGAUAGGGAUAUUAUUGUAGGGUUGCAAUGCAUAGAGAGCUCUUUACCAAGAUAAAAGCACAUUUGAGAGAAAUUAAUAGUGCACUGGUCUACGGAAAAGUGAGAAAUGGUCAGUUGAGUCAUUUUUUUAUGUGUACGCUAAGAGAACAGUGCAGGUCUGGUGGCUUGGGGUGAUUUUGCUGGCAUGGUUUGGGCUCAAAUCAAUGCAAAGCUAUUCUGAGUGAUUAUUUUUAUCCUAUGAGGAAAGCUUUCUAUCUAGACGGGGAUGAUCAUGCCCCCUCCGUAGGGCACAUGGGGUCACUAAAUGCUUUGAGUUAGAAAAUGAUGGUAUUCAUAUGCUGUGGUCUUUGCACCUCAAUUGAACUUGUAUGGCAGAUUUUGGAUCAAAGUGUAAGGUAGCACUCUCCACCACCAUCAUCAUCAGAACACCAAAUAAAGGGAAUAUCUUUUUAGAGGAUGGCGUUUCAUCCCUCCACUAGCAUUCCGGAGACUUGAAAAAUAAUUCCAAGGCACUUUGAAGCUGUUCUGGUGGCACAUGGUGGCCCAACGCCUUACUCAGAAUUUUAAUUUGUUGCCCAUCUGUGUAUAUAUAUAUUAUAUAAUAAAAAUGUUUAGUAUGUGUUUGUUUCGAUUAAACUUUCAGGUUGUAGGUUUUGUGUUGUUUUUUUUUAAUCAUUAAGCAACUUAAUUUCUCAUCUUUUGAAAUUUCAUUGAUUUUAAUGUUGGCCUCUGUUGUCGGUGGCUUUUAUAGUCUGUCAAAGUUGGCUCCAUACAGUAAAACAGACCGUUUAGACACAGUCAGUCAAUCUAAACUGCAGCAUUUAUGGUUUGCUGAAGUGAACCAUGCAUAUCUACAGCUUUUCUGUACUUAAGACAGUUGUUUUAAAGAGGUGACAACGCUUAUGUACAUCAUUGCCUUCGUUGUUUUGGUUCCAUAGAGUAGCUUGUCUUAAUCACUCAAGUACUGAUUUUUGACGCCGUCUUGCCUUGUUGCUACAAGCACAAUAUUUUCAUUCAUAUUACAUUUUACACUUGUAAAAUCUAAUGCAGUGCAAUAGCUGAGCCAAAAACUCUGCCUUAACAAAGAUAGUGUUGAGCACUGGUUUAUAGUGGGUUGCAAUUUAGCUGUGUUAAUUCAUGAGGCUGUAGUUUACAGUGGUGUUGAAUUGUUUAGUCAAAUGUAUAAAACCGUUUGUAUUUGAAGAUAAUCGAGAACGACGAGUUGUGAAAUUAUUGUUGAGUUUGAAAAUCAGAAGAUACUUUCAUUAAUAUUUAAUAACUGGGCAAAAGAAACUACAGCGGAUGAUUUAAGGAGAAAAUGGGACAAUUAAUUACAACCAUACUAUUCACCUAUAACCAGGCUUUAUAAACUGUAGUUAAUUUGUCUUUUCAAAAACAUUUACAGUAACAUGGAUGUACAAUAACAACAAAGAAUGUAUAGCUCUUAAAGCUUCAACAUAUAACUUAAUAUUUACUUUGUAAGCUCCACGUUGGUUUAAUGGCUUUAAAAAUAAAGUGAAAAAUUAAACCGGCUGCCUAUGAAAUUACAUUAGUGCUGUCAAAUGAUGUGACUUAAUGUUUACAGGCAAAAGGGCUUUUUUUGUAUAUAUAUACCUUAAGUUAAAAUUCUACUUCAGGAUCUAUUAAAUGUGUACUGUUUGUUCAAAAGAAAGGCUUUAAAUAAAGUAUGUUAUGGCUCAGA
Messenger RNA from Acanthochromis polyacanthus (spiny chromis), 3662 nucleotides. RefSeq names its product MAX dimerization protein MLX (gene mlx). Gene Ontology annotation, molecular function: protein dimerization activity; DNA-binding transcription factor activity, RNA polymerase II-specific; RNA polymerase II cis-regulatory region sequence-specific DNA binding. The record is from RefSeq and is a predicted model, not a curated record. Gene Ontology annotation, biological process: regulation of transcription by RNA polymerase II. Gene Ontology annotation, cellular component: nucleus. The coding region runs from base 63 to 800 and encodes 245 amino acids. The transcript is spliced from 8 exons. NCBI's taxonomy places the organism in Eukaryota, Metazoa, Chordata, Actinopteri, Pomacentridae.